AUGAGAUGCCCCUUUCUGAGUAUAGAUGACAAUGCCUUCGCCCAAGCUCAUUUACUCUUUAAACUACAUCUUUCUCACACUAAAUUUCAUGAAAUUCCAAGUGCUAUUUGUAACACCAAGACUUUGAAAUCACUUGAGAUUGAAGAUGGUAAAUUAACUGAGAUUACAACUGAACUUCAAUCUAUGUCUGAGCUUAAUAUCGAUUUGAGCUUUAAUGCAUUGUCAACCAUACCUGAAGAUCUUUUCAACAAUUUGGAAAAUUUGAUGGUUAUUAAUCUUGAAGGCAAUUUCAUAAGGAGCAUUGGAAACUGUUUCGCUCAAAGUCAUCGUUUGGAAUAUAUCAAUUUAAGAAAUAAUUGGGCGUGUGAUUGCCGCCUCUUGUGGAUCAAAGAAUGGAGUGAACAUGCGACGUUUAAAAAUUUGAAUAAUGAAUUCAAUUGUUCAUCUCCACUCAGUUUCAAAUCAAAACUGUUGAAUCAAUUGACUAAGCAAGAUCUCUCUUGGCCAAAAGAAGACUGCCCUACUGGUUGUCAAUGUUCAUGUGCUCCUUACCAAGAGGAUGGAUAUGCGAAUGUAGAUUGCUCUUCAAAGAGACUGAGCCGGAUUCCAAGCAGAUUUCCAGAAUUCACAAUUGAACUAAAUCUUCGAGAAAACUUGUUGUCGAAUCCAAUCGAGCUCAACCUUCCUCCAAUGUCCAAGCUACUUACCUUGAAUCUGGAACGCAACUUUAUUUCACGAUUGGACUUCAGUCUUCCGAAUAACAUAGAGACUCUUCGACUGGCAGAAAACAAUAUUACAAGAUUCUUCAAUAAUCCACCGUCUAACAUCAAGACUUUCACCCUAUCUCAUAAUCCAUGGCAGUGUGACUGUGAUACUCUGCCUUUCAGAAAAUGGAUAAUGGUAGAAAGUUCUAAGAUUUUAGAUGUAAAUGAUACACGAUGCAGCUUUGAAGAAGAUAGAGAGAAUAUGAGAGGGAGAGUAAUAAUUACUCUGAGUGAAAUCGAGCUUUGUCCUAAACUAAUACGGAACUAUAUCUUAAUGGGAGUAGGUGGUGCGGUGAUUUUAAUGAUGACAGUGGCCUCCAUUUUGUUGUAUUUCCGAUAUCGAUAUCAUUUAAAAGUGUGGCUCUAUUCGAGAGGAUGGAGAUGUUUCAAGAAACGAGACAAAAGAGAUGAUGGAAAACUAUUCGAUGCUUAUAUUUCGUUCACUGAUGAAGACGCUGAUAGUGUCCGGAAGCACUUUCUGCCAGACAAUUAUAUUGAGUAG
Messenger RNA from Parasteatoda tepidariorum (common house spider), 1266 nucleotides. NCBI's taxonomy places the organism in Eukaryota, Metazoa, Arthropoda, Arachnida, Araneae, Theridiidae. The record is from RefSeq and is a predicted model, not a curated record.